Molecule: messenger RNA, 5167 nt
Organism: Myiozetetes cayanensis
Lineage: Eukaryota; Metazoa; Chordata; Aves; Passeriformes; Tyrannidae
Gene: PIP4K2B
Product: phosphatidylinositol-5-phosphate 4-kinase type 2 beta
Exons: 10
Coding region: 1-1272 (423 amino acids)
Biological process (GO): phosphatidylinositol metabolic process
Molecular function (GO): phosphatidylinositol kinase activity
Source: RefSeq, a predicted model, not a curated record
AUGGCCGCGAACUGCGCGGGGGCCGCGGGGACGGCGGGGGGCGGCGGGGCCGCGCUGGGCUCGGCCCUCAGCGCCAGCAAGACCAAGACCAAGAAGAAGCACUUCGUGUGCCAGAAGGUGAAGCUGUUCCGGGCCUCGGAGCCGCUGCUCAGCGUCCUCAUGUGGGGGGCGAACCACACGAUCAACGAGCUCAGCAAUGUUCCCGUCCCUGUCAUGUUAAUGCCCGAUGACUUUAAAGCCUACAGUAAGAUUAAGGUGGACAAUCAUCUAUUCAACAAGGAGAACUUGCCAAGCCGCUUUAAGUUUAAGGAGUAUUGUCCACUGGUGUUCCGGAACCUCCGGGAAAGAUUUGGGAUCGAUGAUCAAGACUACCAGAACUCGGUGACCCGCAGCGCGCCGGUGAACAGCGACAGCCAGGGCCGCUGCGGCGCCCGCUUCCUCACCACCUACGACAGGAGGUUUGUCAUCAAGGCCGUGUCCAGCGAGGACGUGGCGGAGAUGCACAACAUCCUCAAGAAGUACCACCAGUUCAUCGUGGAGUGCCACGGGAACACCCUCCUGCCCCAGUUCCUGGGCAUGUACCGGCUCACGGUGGACGGCGUGGAGACCUACAUGGUGGUCACCAGGAACGUCUUCAGCCACAGGCUGACUGUGCACAGGAAAUACGACCUGAAGGGCUCAACAGUAUCCAGGGAAGCAAGUGAUAAAGAGAAGGCCAAGGAUCUCCCGACGUUCAAGGACAACGACUUCUUGAAUGAGGGUCAGAAGCUGCAUGUUGGAGAAGAGAGUAAAAAGAACUUCCUCGAAAAGCUGAAGCGGGAUGUGGAGUUCUUGGCCCAGCUGAAGAUCAUGGAUUACAGUUUGCUGGUUGGGAUCCACGACGUCGACCGGGCCGAGCAGGAGGAGAUGGAAGUGGAGGAUCGGGCCGAGGAUGAGGAGUGUGAGAACGACGGCCUGGGGGGAAACCCCAUCUCCUCCUACGGGACCCCCCCGGACAGCCCCGGAAACCUCCUCAACUACCCCCGCUUCUUCGGGCCCGGCGAGUUCGACCCCUCCGUCGACGUCUACGCCAUGAAAAGCCACGAAAGUGCCCCCAAGAAGGAAGUUUACUUCAUGGCCAUCAUAGACAUUCUCACGCCCUACGACGCGAAGAAGAAAGCUGCACAUGCUGCCAAAACAGUGAAACACGGGGCUGGGGCAGAGAUCUCCACCGUGAACCCCGAGCAGUACUCGAAACGCUUCAACGAGUUCAUCUCCAAUAUCCUGACAUAGUUGUCUUCAGCCUUCAGCGAGGAAGGAAGAGCAGAGGGGCUCCUUCACCCAGAGAACGCAGCCUGUGACACUCAAACAGACACUGUAGCAGCAUGUGGGGUGUGUGUGGGGUGUGUGUGUGUGGGUUGUGUGUGUGUGUGUGCAAGGUGAGUGUGUGGCACUGCGUGACUUCAGAGAAAAACUCAUUCUUAGGUGCACCCUCCAACAGUCCACUUGACCCAGGAGGAAAAGUGGGAUUUUAUGUUACAGAAGUGCCCAGACAUUAAGAUUUGAGGGCUUUUUAAACCAAGCAAAGUGCAUUGUUUCAGCACUGCUCUUUCUAGUGACAUUUUCUCCUCUCUGAUCAGGAGGAUCCCAGAGGGAUAUGACGUGGCACUGUAUAAAGGGGUGGCUCUAGAUCAUGUUCAGUGGGAGUGAAGCAGUGCCUGAUUCCACAAACUACUCCUUUUUUUUUUUAUUAUUUUUAUUUUAUUGGACUGUCUUGACCAGAAAGACAUACAAUCCCUUUUAUUUCCCUCUUGGUAGGAAUUGGAAGGAAAAUAGCUCACCAUUUCAAGGAUGGAAACUAUAACUCUGAUAAGGAGGAGUCGCUGAACUUUAGGUAAAUUCAGACUGGGACACUUUAUAUUUUUUGGUUAAUUUAAGUAACAAAAAACAAAAACUUUUUUGUAACUGCACUUGAUUUACAAGAAGGACGAGGGAAAUGAACAUCUACCAAAGAUGAUCUCUUAAAAAAAAAAAGAAAAAAAAAAAAGGUGUAACUCGUAGAACCUUAAAAAAACAACCAGUGUGAGAAGUAGUAGUGGCAUUGACCAACCUCAGCUAAUGAUGUGCUCGGACCCAUUGUGCUUUCAAUUGGCCAGCUCUGAAGAUUUCCCUAAAAGAAAACCAGAAAAAAGAAAAAAAAAAAAAAAAGGCAUUUUGUACCUGUAGAUAUGGGAUAACAUUUGACUCUCGGGACGUUUCCCUGCCGCGCCUCGGUCAGGAAUUGCCGCGUCUCUUAGGCCACAGCUGACCAUCACAGUCCUGCCAGUGUUAAUCUAGCUAAUGUUCAGUCUUCCUUACCCACCCCAUCUGCAACAGGUACUUGAAUUUGUUUCCUGACAGAGGUUUCUUGGCUCAGUUGGUUUCUCUUUUUCCGAUGGCAAUGUGACUUGCACACGAAGGAGUUGGACUCGCUGCCAGUGGGGAGUGCUGGGAGCUGUGACUGUGGAGCGAAUUCCACUGCUCAAGAGGACUCAGGACUUGAGCUGUGGUUGGUUUUACUCUCCUCUGCUCCAAACCCCUCUCUAGAGCGACAGUCAAGGAGUGGAAAUGUUUGAACACUUGCGCCAGAUUAUUUUUCCAUCCCCCUAAGGAUUUGGAACUGAUUGGAGUGACUGAAUAACGUCCUGUUUUGUCUCCAGAAUGCUUGUAAUACUUUUCACAGCCAAGCUUGUCAGGCUCGCUUUGGGUUUUCUUAGCUCUGCUGCACAAGUUACAGACCCUUUGGUUCUUUUGUUUUUUUCAUUUUCUUUUUUUUUUAAUUUUUUCUUUUUUUUGGAGCAGGAUUUAGCGUUUUGAACAAACCAUCUUGCAGUUGAAAACAUGUUGCUUAUCUGCCUUGAAAACUGUUUUUUCACAUAUGCCUUUUGUUUCGGGAAUAAGCUGUUUGGAAUGUCUCUGUCCUGUGCUGUAACACGUGCUACAGUUUGCUGUGUGGAAUUUGGUCCUUUUUGAGAGAUAACUGGUGCUCAUCAUCACAUCCUGGUAAUUCCCCUGACUGAUCCUGAAUGUGGGGGCUUUGUGGGGUUUAUUUUGUUGUGUUGUUUUUUUUUUUUAGUUUCGUGUUCCAUCCCCAGCAUUCGUGACGUGAAUCCCGCAGGUCUCAGCUUUGAAGGGGACAACAAACAAAAAAGAAAAAAAAAAAUCCCACAAAGCUUGAGCCCACGAGAGUGCACUGUAAAUAGGGUCUUUAAAAGUCAAAAAUUAGGGCUUGUAACGUUCCCUUCAACGAGGGACAAAUUCCUGGAGUCCCAUCCCUGUCCUGGGCGGGGCAAACACACCCUUGUCUGGGAGGGUCUCGUGUCUUAAGGUGAAAAAACCACAAUCCAAAUGCAGCUGUUGAGAAUCCUUUAAAAAAAAAAAAAAAAAGGGAGGACUUGGAGGGCAUCACCAGCUUCCUUUUGUGGGCAUUAGAUUGGUUUGCUUUCUCUCUCGAGCGAUAAGCACUUAAGUUUACUGCCAGUUAGAAAUGGAAAUAAAUUAAAUCACUUUUUAUUCCUGACAGUUUUUAAAAAAAAAACCCUGCCUUGAAUAUCUGCAACUUUGGCUUGGUAAGUUUUGCCCUUCUCCUUUUGGGAAAGCAGCUUUUGGAACUGUUUCUCUUGAAAUCAUCUAUUUAAAAAUAUAUAGAAUGAAGAGGGGAAAAAAAUAAGGGGGGGAAAGAAAGAAGGAAGUGAGUGAACUGCAGACCCCCACAAAACAAACAACCCAAAGAAACCUGAGUGGAAUUAGGAGCAAAAAUCUCCUUCACCCGAUUUCAUAAAGAGGAAUAAAGUUAAAAUACAGUUAAUUCCUGCAGCAGUCUUUUUGCAGAAGUCAUGGUAAAAAGGGCUUAAGAGCAGUUAACUGUAUUUUCUUAUUCCACUCCAAACUCCUGCAAGGAUUAAAUUGGCUGUUUCUGGCUCAAGUGAUCUGAGAAGCCCCACAAACUCGAAUCACUUUAGCACUUCCCCAGUUCUGCCACUUCUGUCAAGUUGCCAUAUUGUGUGUACUAAAGUAAUUAAAUGCAAUUUUAUCACUUAAUGAUGUAUUUACCCAGGUAUGUAACUUUGUUUAACAUAAGCAUUUUGUAUAUUGUUUACAUUUUGAGAGGUAGCAUUACGUUAAAAAUGCUAAUUUUUUUUUUGUUUCUAGACAGUAUUUUUAUUACCAGAAUAAGAAGUGAAGCUGCAAAUAUUUGAUUUGUUUUUAAAAGGGACUUUUUCUUUCGUUUGGUUUUUUUUUUGUUGUUGUUGUUUUGGUUUUGUUUGGGGUUUUUUUUUUGUUUGUUUUUUUUUUAGUCUUGUUUUAGGUCACUUUUUUAACUCGAGUAUUUAAAAAAAAAAAAAAAAAAGGACAACCCAGCCCUUUCAAUUCUGGUUUUACAACUGCUUGUGCUAGUUUGUUGUCUGUUCCUGGUGUGAAUUUAGUUCUAGUUUGCUGAAUGUAGAUAUUUCUGUCUGUAGCAUGUCCCCUGCAGAACACUUUACACUGAAGUGCAUUUGACUGACCCCCCCUGUCCCCCCGGGCUGCCAGACCUGCAGUUGGGUGUUCAGGAUGCUCAGAUUUGGAUCAGAAUGCAGGAUUUUCCCGACCAAACCCAGUGCAGGGUGGUGAGCUGGAGUUCCAAACCCAUCAGUGCAGCGCCUGAAGGGUGAGCUGUGCAGGGAUCUGCACCCCACAGGGGCUCUCUCUCUCUGAUCUCUCAGAAUUUAGCAACUCAAACCUGCUCUGAAGUUCGAGUUUCCACCUUCCCUGUGGGUUCAGCUCCUCCAGUGUAACCACGAGUGGGAGAGGGAAGGGCAGAGCCACAGCUUUGCCCCAGUAGUGCAAUAAAAACCACUCCAGAGCAUGUUGGGUGUUCCAAGGGCUCCCAGGAGCUCCCACCCUUGGUGCCAGCGCUGGGAAGGGGGUUUGGAAUUUGCUGUGGGAAUACCAGCAGGAGUUCACUCCUCGUGGCAGGGUGGGAUCCUUCCCUCUGGUCUCUCUGCCUGACCCGGGUUUAAUUCUAAAAGCCACAAAUCACGAAAUUCAUCCCUUGGGGGCAGGAGAUGACUCGGGAUGCCUGAAAAAAGGAGGCUGUGCUCCUGCAUCCUGGUUUGGAAUCAGAUUUUAGCAUAAUCAGCAAGAAAACUAAACCACUUGAGUCUUA